Molecule: messenger RNA, 2207 nt
Organism: Electrophorus electricus (electric eel)
Lineage: Eukaryota; Metazoa; Chordata; Actinopteri; Gymnotiformes; Gymnotidae
Gene: nap1l4b
Product: nucleosome assembly protein 1-like 4b
Biological process (GO): nucleosome assembly
Cellular component (GO): nucleus
Source: RefSeq, a predicted model, not a curated record
GUGUAGCUCUUGUGUGUUUUACACCGUGUUUAACGGGCAGUGCUUUAUCUUGGCUGGCUAGGAAAGUUAAAACCAGCUGCGUCGUCGAGUUGCGCUGGACAUUUUCCCACAUAGUGAACGUUUAAUAUUUUCAAAACAUUAAGAAAAUUUGAGCAUUUUUAUGAGAUGGACGGCGAUAAUAAUGAAGCCAAAGGUAAAGCGGGUGACCAGGUCAUGCAGAACCCACAGGCUCUGGCAGCUCUUCAAGACAGACUAGACAGCAUCACACACAGUCCUUGUGUCAUGGACAGCUUACCUCCGCCCGUCAGGAGAAGAGUCAAGGCCUUAAAGAAUCUGCAGGUCAAGAGUGCACACGUAGAAGCCAAAUUUUAUGAGGAGGUGCACGAGCUGGAGAGAAAGUAUGCAUCACUGUAUCAGCCACUGUUUGACAAGAGGAAAGCCAUUGUUACGGGUGCAGUGGAGCCCACGGAUGAAGAGUGCGAAUGGCAGAGUGACCACGAGGAUGAAGAACUCGCAGAUGAGCUGCAGAAUAAAGCCUCCAUAGAGGAGAAGAAGGAGGCAGAGACAGAGGGCGCUGCCCCGGAGAACCCCAAAGGAAUUCCGGAAUUCUGGCUCACCAUUUUCCGCAGUGUGGACAUGCUGAGUGACAUGCUACAGGAACAUGAUGAGCCAAUACUUAGACACCUACAAGACAUUAAAGUGAUAUUUUCUGGUCCUGGUGAACCUAUGAGUUUCACAUUAGAAUUUCACUUUGAACCUAAUAACUACUUCAAAAACACAGUCCUCACAAAAGUCUACAAGAUGAAAUCUGAACCAGAUUUUGAAGAACCGUUCUCUUUUGAAGGGCCAGAGAUUAUCAGCUGUGAGGGAUGCGAGAUUGACUGGCACAAAGGCAAAGAUGUUACAUUCAAAACGAUCAAGAAGAAACAGAAGCACAAGGGGAGGGGUAUCAUCAGGACGGUCACCAAGCAAGUGCCCGCUGACUCUUUUUUUAACUUCUUCAACCCCAUUAAAGUUUCCCCAGAUAGUGAGUUGGAUGAGGACUCAGAGUUAACUUUAACUACAGAUUUUGAGAUUGGUCACUUCUUUAGAGAGAGAAUAGUGCCACGAGCUGUACUUUACUUCACCGGGGAGGCCCUGGAGGACGAUGACAGUUUUGAGGAAGAGGAGCUUGAUGAGGGUGAAGAGGAGGACCAUGAUGAUGAUGAUGAUAUGGAGGAAGAAGAGGAGGAAAGGGAUUCUAAGAGUGGGGAGGCCCCACCUGCAGAGUGCAAACAGCAGUAACUCAGACAGCUCUACUGCCCCCCACAGCAAGUGACUGGAACCUGCCCUCCAUAGCCUGAUCUGAGUCUAGAGCACCGCCGUUCUCUCAAAACAGUGGAAAAAUGUCAAGAGAAAAGUUAACACAUUGCAUGAUUGACUCCCUCUCCAAACUGAAUACCCAUUCUUUACCCCUCACCUACCGUGAUUCUGGGAGAGUGAAGAAUGGGGGGAGAUGCAAAACUCUAGGCAGCCUGGUGAUCUCUCUCUCCUCGACACCACACUGCUUUCUUCUCUCCCUUUCUUUUUUAUAUCUGACACAUUCCAGAGGCCCUUGUAAGUCAAUUUCAAAAUUAAUUGAGAAAAUGUAACUUUUUUGACUUUAUCAUAGUUUACUCAGGGUUUUUUAUGCCAAGAAAAUAUGAACAUUCUGUUGUGAAAUGUUCAGUUCUAACCCUUAGUUUUUUUCUUCAGUCAAACCUUUAUAAGUUGAGUUAUACUUAUUCUGAAGUUAUUUAUCUAAAUGUCCUCCCCCUCCCACCCCACCCCGCGCUUCUCUAAUAUUUUUCAACUGUACUUACUGCUCUUAAGCCCCCUAGUGGACUUCUGAGAGAGUGCGAUGUCUCUCUGCUGUAUGUACCAUGCUCUGUGGAGUUGGCCCCAUCCCCAGUAUUUAACAAUGCCGUUGCUUUACUGCCCUGAGCACUUACUACAGAAUUAAACAUGAAUAUUGCCAAAUGGUGUAAAGUUUUGGUUUUUUUUUGUUUUUUUUAAAGUGUUUUUAAAUAUUUAUCAUAUUACCUAUAUGCAAUUAUAUUGAUCAAAAAUAAGAAAAACUAAAAAGUAAUGUUUUGUUCUAGUAGAGGUGAGCUAAUGGAUUAUAAUCAUCAGAGGGCAGUCGAAUACAAGGAUCAAUAAACUGGUUGUAGUACAGUUGUUCAGAGGUA